Messenger RNA from Sycon ciliatum, 2065 nucleotides. RefSeq names its product transcription elongation factor A protein 2-like. The transcript is spliced from 10 exons. Gene Ontology annotation, cellular component: nucleus. The record is from RefSeq and is a predicted model, not a curated record. NCBI's taxonomy places the organism in Eukaryota, Metazoa, Porifera, Calcarea, Leucosolenida, Sycettidae. Gene Ontology annotation, molecular function: zinc ion binding; nucleic acid binding. Bases 271 to 1221 code for a protein of 316 amino acids. Gene Ontology annotation, biological process: DNA-templated transcription; transcription elongation by RNA polymerase II.
CUGAACUCAUUCAUGUCAGCGGCAUCGAGCUAUUUUGCAGUCAAGUCAGUCUGUGGAAAGUCUUGCUUUCUCACUGGAGAGAGUCGUGUGUGCUAGAGCAGGGAGGACCAAUCAUAAACUGCUUCCAGUCUAGCGUAGGUGAUACCCUGUUUGAACCCGGGGCGCGGCAGGCGUUGCCAUCAUACGAAACCAAGAAAAAACGUUCUGAGAACAUUCUCUAAAAGUGUAGAAGUCAAGACGUGUGUGCACGUAAAGAUUUGACUGUCCAUCAUGGAUGUAAUGAAAGUGAGCAAGCAGCUGGAGAAGAUGAUGACGGAGGACUCUCUGGAUGACGCUCAGGCCCUGGAGCUGCUGAAGGUUCUGCAGAGUCAGUCAAUCUCUCUGGAGGAUUUGGAGAAAACGAGGAUAGGAAUGAGUGUGAACAAGAUCCGCAAGCAGACGUCCAGCAGUGAUGUGUCCACUCUGGCUAAGAAGCUCAUCAAGGCGUGGAAGAAGAUGCUGGAUUCAGCAUCUAACAAAGGUAGCAAGGCAGGCAAGACCAGCUCUGCAGACCCUCCGGAGUCCAAGAGCAACUCAGACUCACCAGUAGCCAUGGGAGACUCCCCCAACGUCCCACCCAAACAAGAGCCAGCGAGCCCUGCGGAAACAACAGCAUCGGUGAAAACGGAGUCGGCGUCGGCAGAAUUCUCUGCACGCUCACAGUUCGUGCCGACCUUGCCCAUGCCCAGCAACCCAGUACGAUCCAAGUGCGUCGAGAUGCUGUGUAGGGCCAUGCAGAAGAACUCUGAGGAUGCCGAUGAGGACCACUGCCAGCGCACUGCUCUGUCGAUCGAAGAAGCUAUCUGCUCGGAGAUGCCUCAGCUGGACAGUAAGUAUCGCAAUCGUGUUCGCAGUCGCGUGGCCAAUCUGCAAGACACGAAGAACCCGAGCCUGUGCGCUAACGUUAUGUCUGGUGCCAUCUCGCCGGAGAAGCUUGCCAAGAUGACGGCAGAGGAAAUGGCCAGUGACAAGAUGAAGGAGCUACGCCAGCACUUCACCAAGGAAGGCGUGCGCGAUGCUCAGAUGAGCGUGAACAGCGGCACCACCACCGAUCUGCUCAAGUGCAGCAAGUGCAAGCAACGCAAGUGUACUUACAACCAGCUUCAGACAAGAAGCUCUGAUGAACCGAUGACAACAUUCGUCUUCUGUCAGCAUUGCGGCCAUAGAUGGAAGUUUUGCUAAGUCGUUGGCACUUGCGUUCUCGCCCGUGUCGAAGAGUUUGUCCCGGCGACACCAUACUCAGCAGACAGCUGUUGAAUGACUGAAUGGUUGAAACACUGCUGCAGCUGGCUAGGUAGCUAGUUGUCCACGAGCCUUGCCUUCCUCUCCAGCUUUCGCUGCUGCUGCUGCUGGUCUUGUACGCCUGUUGGUUUUGUGAAGACCUGCUACAUGUGUAUACGUAUAGGUAUGUAAGUAUGUACGUGUUUGUGCGUGUGUAGAUGUUACGCUGUGGGUGUUUCUGUAGUUCAGCACGACAGCUGGAAUAAUUAUCCUUUUUUUAACGUUGUUCGUUUUGUACCUCGAUUGAUGACCCUAUACUUGUAUCAGUUCACUGCCCCCCCCCCCCCCCCCCCCCCGUCUAGUAUUUCAGAAACUCUGACAGAGCACACACUGAAUGACGUGUCAAAGCCUGCCUGUCAGUGUCUUUAUCUCCCCCCGCGUAGUUGCACAAGUGGCAAGUAGCUCCCUGCGUGCUUUUCUUUCGCUGGACUGCACCACGUAGUCAUGGAAAGUCUGCUACGACAGUGACAGUGAUGCAUGUGUGUACGCGUAUCUGCUUGUUCAUCCCUCUUGCUUUGUCGAUCGUUGUGCUUUUAUAAAAUGCUGGUAUUUGUAAUGUAAUGUAGUUGCUUUUGUCUGCUUCUCCCCAUCGCUGUUGCCGCUGUUUCCCCGCAUGCCGGUAUGGCGCACCCCGUGCUGCGUACGUACCCUGUGUGCCCCGGUGUAUCUUUGAGACCUACUUAUUGCAUUGUACAGUUUAGUGACUACCGUGUUGGAUACAAUCGUAAUAACUGUGUGGCUUGAA